Messenger RNA from Artibeus jamaicensis (Jamaican fruit-eating bat), 703 nucleotides. RefSeq names its product ras-related protein Ral-A-like. The record is from RefSeq and is a predicted model, not a curated record. Gene Ontology annotation, cellular component: plasma membrane. Gene Ontology annotation, biological process: regulation of exocytosis; Ras protein signal transduction. Gene Ontology annotation, molecular function: GDP binding; GTP binding; GTPase activity. Bases 58 to 678 code for a protein of 206 amino acids. NCBI's taxonomy places the organism in Eukaryota, Metazoa, Chordata, Mammalia, Chiroptera, Phyllostomidae. The transcript has a single exon.
GUCUGCGCAGCGGCGGGCCGGGUUGCGGAGCCUUCGGUGAAAACUCUGUGGUUCAAGAUGGCCCCAAACAAGUCCAAACGUCAGAAGAAACCCGUGGCCCUACACAAAGUCUUGGUGGCGGGCAGCAGCGGUGGGAACCGGACCGCGCUGACUCUCCGGUUCCUGUACGGGGAGUCGGUGCAGGACUUUGAGCCCACGCGAGCCCUGAGCUAUCGGAAGAACGUGGUGCUGGAUGGGGAGGAAGUGCAGAUCGAUAUCGUGGAUCCAGUGGGGCAGGAGGACUACGCGGCGAUUAAAGACGGCUACAUACGGGCCCGGGACGGUUUCCUCUGCGUCUUCUCUGUUACAGAAAUGCAAUCCUUUGCAGCCACCGCUGACCUCAGGGAGCUGAUUCUAAGAGUUAAAGAAGAUGAGAACGUUCCAUUUCUGUUGGUUGGUAACAGAUCAGAUUUAGAAAGUGAGAGGCAGGUUUCUGUGCAGGAAGCGAAAGCCAGAGCCAAACAGUGGAAUGUUAAUUACGUUGAAGCAUCUGCAGAAACGCGUACUAACGUCGACAAGAUAUUUUUUGAUUUGAUGAGGGAAAUUCGAGCCAGAAAGAUGGAAGACAGCAGAGAAAAGAAAGGGAAAAAGGAGAAAAAAAGUUUAGUCAAGAAAAUGCUAGAAAGAUUCCUCAUUUAAUAAUCAAAGCCCAAACUACUUUCUU